Messenger RNA from Fusarium redolens, 655 nucleotides. RefSeq lists its product as uncharacterized. The record is from RefSeq and is a predicted model, not a curated record. NCBI's taxonomy places the organism in Eukaryota, Fungi, Ascomycota, Sordariomycetes, Hypocreales, Nectriaceae. The transcript has a single exon. The coding region runs from base 205 to 564 and encodes 119 amino acids.
CCUCCGUAGCUACCGCUCCGGUUCAUCUUUCGGAUCAUCCGGACAUAUGAGCGACAACUGCCACUUCCUCGUUUUCUCAGGUGUCACAGCUUUCUCUCAUUUCUGCGAUCGGCCAAGCAUAUCAAGAGAAUUUUAAGCUUAAUUCUCUUGCAAUUCACUUGCUUACUUCCACAUUGGCCUUGUGUGAUCCCCGAUCUCGGCAUCAUGCCUACCUCACCACUAUGGGCUCUUAUGCCCCGCGGCGACCACUCCUCAUCGCCAGAGACCGACCAGUCUUCGUCUUCAGGCACCACGGGAAACGUUUAUCCCUCAGAUUCAUUUGCAGAUGACCUGUUCCGCGAUAAGUUCAUGGGCAUCGCCAAGGGAGGCUCUAAUGGGGAGAAAAUCAUGCGUGGCUUUCUGAUCGGUCUCGCCAUUGGCCUGGUUGUCGCAUGCUUCGUUUGCUGUUGGUACCCAUGCUGUCGACCACGACUCCAAAAUCAGCGUCGAAGACAACGAAGGCGCAGAGGACCCCCCGCAGCAGAUGAAGAAGAAAACGCAACAAGCCGUGUGCCUCCUGCAUAGCGCUGGCCUUAGCUGGAUCAUGGAUAUGAGGAGGGCUUCGCUUCGGCAAGCUGAUGCUUUAACCGAAAGAGAGGCCGUGACCAUUUCACUU